Ilex paraguariensis (yerba mate) is the source of this 973-nucleotide messenger RNA. The record is from the annotation of a GenBank genome assembly. Lineage: Eukaryota; Viridiplantae; Streptophyta; Magnoliopsida; Aquifoliales; Aquifoliaceae.
AUCAGACCCCCAAUUUCGUCACCAAACAGGCCCCUUCCCAAUAUAUAUAUCCAUCAACAUAUGUACCUGUCAAAUACUCAUAUUUUACACUUCUGAAGUUCUUUGGUACUGUUUGGACUCAUCCAGUAAAUACUCUGAAUAGGCUUUCAUGGCUCUCCAGGCUGCUGCUUUGUUUCCCUCUGCUUUUGCAAUCCCCAAAGAGGGGAGGAACAGCGCAUCAUUGAAAGACUCCAGUCUACUUGGAGUUUCACUUUCAGACCACAUUAAAGCUGACUUCAGCUCUUCUGCAUUAAGGAUCAGGAGGGAAUUCAGCCAAAGAAAACAACAUUUUGCAGUAGUAAGGGGCCAGGUGGUAACAGCAGCUCCAGCAGUUAACCAGGCCACGCCCGGAGGGAAGAAAACCAUAAGAAAGGGCAGUGUUGUGAUCACUGGAGCCUCUUCUGGGUUGGGGCUGGCCACAGCUAAGGCAUUGGCUGAAACAGGCAAAUGGCACAUAAUCAUGGCCUGCAGGGACUUCCUCAAGACCGAAAGAGCUGCCAAGGCGGCCGGCAUUGCCAAGGAAAACUACACAGUAAUGCAUUUAGACCUUGCCUCACUUGACAGUGUCCGGCAGUUUGUUGAUAACUUCAGGCGAUCGGAUCGGCCGCUUGAUGUUCUGGUCUGCAAUGCAGCUGUCUACUUACCAACUGCCAGGGAGCCUACAUUUACAGCUGAGGGAUUUGAGCUCAGUGUUGGGACUAACCAUCUUGGGCACUUCCUCCUGUCAAGGUUGCUACUUGAUGACUUGAACCAAUCUGAUUACCCUUCAAAACGACUCAUAAUUGUCGGAUCCAUUACAGGGAACACCAAUACCUUGGCUGGGAAUGUACCUCCAAANGAUACUAUAGUUUGUGUUGCUGCUUUUAAUAUAUCUCAGGGAACACCAAUACCUUGGCUGGGAAUGUACCUCCAAAGGCGAACCUUGGGGAUUUGA